CAGGGUGCAGGCCUCGCACCAGAGGAGGCAGCGCUGGCAGGAUCAGCUGCUGGGAUGGUCACCCGAGCUCUCAUAAGCCCCUUUGACGUGCUUAAAAUACGAUUUCAGCUACAGAUUGAGCGUGUGUCUUCAAAGAGGCCGGAGGGCAAGUACUGGGGAUUAUUUCAGGCAUCCCACUGCAUUUAUUCAGAGGAGGGACUCUCUGCUUUCUGGAAGGGCCAUAUUCCUGCACAGCUCCUCUCCAUCUGCUUCGGGGCCGUCCAGUUUGCCAGUUUCGAGUUCCUGACUGAGGUGGUCCACAAGAUGACGCCAUAUGACAGCCAGACAGCAGGAGUUCACUUUGUGUGUGGAGGUUUGGCCGCCUGCUCUGCUACAGCGGUCUGCCAGCCUCUGGACACACUGCGGACACGCUUUGCAGCUCAGGGUAACCCCAAGGUAGGACCUGCCGCUGCCCAUAUACUGUAGCUGUCAGAAAGUUUC
Micropterus dolomieu (smallmouth bass) is the source of this 480-nucleotide messenger RNA. RefSeq names its product mitochondrial thiamine pyrophosphate carrier-like. Lineage: Eukaryota; Metazoa; Chordata; Actinopteri; Centrarchiformes; Centrarchidae. The annotation marks the transcript as partial. The record is from RefSeq and is a predicted model, not a curated record. Gene Ontology annotation, biological process: thiamine pyrophosphate transmembrane transport. Gene Ontology annotation, molecular function: thiamine transmembrane transporter activity. The transcript is spliced from 3 exons. Gene Ontology annotation, cellular component: mitochondrial inner membrane.